Messenger RNA from Cornus florida, 1812 nucleotides. RefSeq lists its product as uncharacterized. The transcript is spliced from 3 exons. Bases 673 to 1812 code for a protein of 379 amino acids. NCBI's taxonomy places the organism in Eukaryota, Viridiplantae, Streptophyta, Magnoliopsida, Cornales, Cornaceae. The record is from RefSeq and is a predicted model, not a curated record.
CGUAAUUUGCUUAGUAGGAGUUUUUUUUGUGUGUACCUUAUCCCCGAGUCGUCUUUGUCUUUAUAGUCACUUCCCUUAUUCUUGAUAAGGGAGUUCCAUCGUCCUUAGCCCAUGGAGCCUACCUCGUGGAAAUCCUAUCCUUGAUAAGAUUUGAACUUAUCCCAUGACAAAUCCUAUCCUAGAUACGAUUUGUCAUCAUUCUUAUCUAAUAGAAUGGUUAUCCUUAAUAACGAGAUAUUAUCGUCUGAGAGUUGGAGAAAUCUGGUGGCAGGUCAAUAUUUAAUUCCCUUUUUUGUUAAGUCAAGAUAGGCUAGGGUUAUUUUUCCCUAUCAGUUGCCCCCUAUUUCUGGGUACGUGGUGGACCAAGGAAAUACUUUCUAUAUUCCAUUUGUUUCCUUUUUACUACAGGCCCCUUCCAUAUUGUAGUAGGACUCCUUUACAAGAACUUCACUGUUACUUGAAAAAGAAUUUUCUUUCCUAUAAAUAGAUAAAUAUAUAUAUUUAUUUAUUUACCUUCCUUUUCUUUUUGGUCUGAAAUCCUCCAAACUGGAUCCUAACUGUGAGUUUAUUGUGGAUCGUUGUAGAUACGUAAUUAGAUCAAGUUGUCUCUACCAGGUUAUUGGUGUAAUUCCAAAGUGGUUUCGCUAUUUUCGCGAUAUCCGAUACCUCAUCAUGUUCGUGCAGAAAAAUAACUUGAAUACUGAAUCUCAAUCCGAGGACUCAACCUCUGAAAGUGUUGAAGAACUCGAUCCUGACUAUGCUGAUGAAUCUGGUGUUGAUUACUCCUCAAGACCAAGGACUGCUUUUUCCAAGCAACCUCCUCGUGAAGGAGAAUCCUUAAUGAAGGAUGAGAAUUUACAGAGUUGUAGAGUUAAAUAUUCCAUUCCUUCAUCUAUUCGUCUUCACAAACCCAAACCAGAAGAUAGAUGUUCUUCUAUUCGUUUGGGUGAGGUAUGUUUUUUCGAGUCGACUUUUGCUGCGGGCUUGCGUUUUCCGAUUCACCCAUUUGUAGAAGAAAUUCUUUCUCAUCUGAAGAUAGCUCCUUCUCAAAUUUCUCCUAAUUCAUGGAGAAUUAUUAUAGGCUGUUUGAUUGUUUGGGGAAAGUGUGGCAAUGGCCGUCUAACAGUAAAUCAAUUCCUGCAUUUUUAUUAUCCCAAGAAGAAAAAAGACAAUUUUUGGUACUUCCAGUGUAGAUCAAAGAAGACAUUCCUCCUUGUCGCAACCCCUGAAAAUAAUAAAGGUUGGAAGAGUCGUUUCUUCUUUAUUUCCGGUGCAUACGGGAAAUUUCCAACUAUUUGGAAUAAUUCAGAUCCAACAGAAGCCGAGCAUGUUGGUAAUGCCUCUUCUUACCCAGUAAAGACCUUUAGCGAUCUCAUAACUGACGAGGCUUUAGAUUUGUAUGUACGAGCUCAUAGCUCAAAGGAAACCUCCACCCACUUAGAGAAAGGCAAGAAGCUCAGUAAAAGACUCCUAGCCCAAGUCCGGUCAAGUAAUCUCCCUUCUACUCCUGCUUCCAAAAAAUUACGAAGGGUAGGAGAAGGGAAUCAUGGUACAUCCGCAAGCCCUGGAGUGUUAUCAGGUCCUACUCUUGUACCUCUAGGUUUCAGCGGAUUUGGUGGGGUUCCUACUAGUUUCGAAAGUUUUUGUUCAGUAUCAACCAACCAAGCCUUUUCCCACGGGGAAUCGAUUCUCGAUGACGCUAAUGUCGCGAAUGACAAGUUACAUAAAAUGGUAGUAAAAAACGAUACUGCCAGAUUGCAGAGUUUGCCAGCAUCUGAGCUUUCAAAGAAAUUUCUUCAUCUAAUCGGCUAG